Molecule: messenger RNA, 2640 nt
Organism: Rubroshorea leprosula
Lineage: Eukaryota; Viridiplantae; Streptophyta; Magnoliopsida; Malvales; Dipterocarpaceae
Source: the annotation of a GenBank genome assembly
AAAAUUCAAGCGUUACAAAUUUACAAUUUCCAGUGUCGCCGCCACAUACAAAUCAACUUCGAAAAAUCAGCCGAUCAUACCCUCAGAAUCUGGCGAUCUCUCGUUUUUGUUGGCUGAUAGCCCUCGUCGAGAGAGGAAUUUCAGAGAAUUUGGUAUGUGUUCUUCUUUUGGAUCGAAAUUUUCUUGUUUUUUUCUCUUUAAAAUCAAAGCUUAAUCUUCCAAGAAUCUGUUUGGAUGGAGAGAAGAAUAAGAAAGGAAAAAAGAAAGAAACAAACGGAUUUUGUUUUAAACCAAUCGUUGAGUUUUCGCCUAAUUAUCUUUCACUCUCGCGCAGAUAUCGUUGAAUCCAUGUCGAAUCACUACAGCGAUCAGUUUGCACAUAUUGAAACAACAUGCGGAUCUCUUCUUUGUGAACUGAAGAAAAUCUGGGAUGAAGUUGGGGAGCCUGAGGAUGAUAGGGACACAAUGCUCCUUCAAAUUGAACAGGAAUGCCUCAGAAUUUACAUGAGAAAAGUGGACGGUGCAAAAAAGUGCAGAGCGAAGUUGCAACGAGAAGUUGAGGUUGCUGAGAAGGAAAUUUCAGAUAUCUCUGCUUCACUGGGCGUGAAACCAGUGAAUCGUGAUAGGAAGCCUGGAGGCAAUCUCAGGGAAGAGCUUCAAACAAUUGUCCCACUGUUAGAGGAUAUGCGCAGGCAGAAAGUGGAGAGAAAGAACCAGUUUGUUGAAGUUCUAGAUCAGUUACGGAAAAUAUCAAAUGAGAUUUUUGGGCUCAGGGAAGAUAUUUGUUAUGAUGUGGAUGCUUAUGGGACUAACAUGUCUGUGCACAGACUAGAAGAGUUACGUAGGGAAUUGCGUGAACUACAAAAUGAGAAGAUAACCCGUCUGAAUCAGGUGCAGGAUCACCUCAACAACCUUAAGUCACUCUGCUUGGUUCUGGAUAUAGAUUUCAAGGAAACAGUUUGUAAAAUUCAUCCUAAUUUGGAUGAUUCCAAGGGAACAAAAGAUGUAAGUGAUGGUACAAUUGCUCGGUUGGCAGCAAAGAUCCAAAGCAUGCGGGAUGUCAAGAUACAAAGAAUGUUGAAGCUUCAAGAUCUCGCAGCUUCUUUGUUGGAGCUUUGGCAUUUGAUGGAUACACCAGUAGUAGAGCAACAGAUGUUUCAGAAUGUUACCAGUCAAAUUGCUGCUUCUGAACCUGAAAUUAUUGAGCCUGGAAUGCUUUCCAUGAAGAACAUUAAAAAUGUUGAGGUGGAGGAGUCGAGGCUUGAGCAGCUCAAAGUAAGUAGAAUGAAAGAAUUUGUUUUGAAAAAGCAAGUGGAAUUAGAGGAUAUAUGCAAGAAGACUCACAUGGUUGCAGAACCCCUCCAUUCCAUUGAUUAUUCAAUGAAAGCCAUGGAGACUGGUGCCCUUGACCCUAUGUAUCUAAUCGAACAAAUUGAACUUCAGAUUUCGAAGGUUAAAGAAGAAGCUUUGAGCAGGAAAGAAAUACUUGAGAAGGUGGAGAAAUGGUUAUCAGCUUGUGAAGAAGAGAGCUGGCUGGAAGAGUACAAUAGGGAUGAUAAUCGGUAUAAUGCUGGAAGAGGAGCACACCUUGCCUUGAAAAGGGCUGAGAAAGCCCGCGCAAUGGUUAACAAAAUUCCUGCAAUGGUAGAGGCAUUGAUUUCAAAAACAGAAGCUUGGGAGAUAGAACAUGGAACAGUUUUCUUAUAUGAUGGAGCACAACUUAUCUCAAUUCUCGAACAGUAUAGCAGCCUCAGGCAAGAGAAAGAACAGGAAAAGCAGAGGCAAAGGGACCAAAAGAGACUUCAAGGACAGCUGAUGGCAGAGCAGGAAGCACGAUAUGGGUCAAAACCCAGUCCUUCAAAAAGUGGAAAGAAGGUUUCUAGAACAUCAGAAGCAGUAGCUAAUAACCGGAAAUUCUCCCUGGGUGGAGCAUUACUUCAACACCCAAAACCUGAAAAUCCUGCUAUACAUCUGCAUUCUAGUAAGAAGGGUGAAUAUUUGAAUCGAAAGAGCUCAUUAGCUCAUCAGCAAACCAAUGGUUUUGCAACUCACUCUGCUAGAAGGAACUCAGAGAUUCCUGGCCAGUCAGUAAAGAAGCCUAUCUCCAGUGCCCCAAACGCUUAUGAAGUUGCAUCGCCAGUGAUUCGAAAGCCUCUGUCUCCUGUCUCUUUCCCAGUUUCCUCCAAUACCAACAUUCCAAAUAUCCAGGAUCAGAAGACUGUACAUAAUGGACAGAGUAAGGUUGCUGCACGUUGCAAGACGCCAAUGGGUACACCAGCCACAGGAAUGUCAGCUUACAGAGGUGAUGAGGAAAACAGAACCCCUAAAACAGUGCCAAUCCCAGUGCCUACAACUCCUUCCACGGUGUCAGCUCCAAUGCUAAUGGCUGUCACACCAGCUUCUCCUGUGUCCUUUGGUGCCAAAAAAGCUGAUAAUACCCUGAAAGAAGUGGAAUACUCAUUCGAAGAGGUGAGAGCUGGCUUUUUAUACCCCAUUUCCCAUUCAUAACUUUCAUUUUCCCAAUCAUAUAGUUUUCUAUUUGGCUUCCCUCCCCUUUUUAACUCCUAGUUGUUACGUUCACAUGAAAAGAAAAAGGUUCCAUAACUCUGUCAUUGCCUCAUGAGGUGUCAUGGAAUUCUG